CCUGGGAGCGCGGUGCCGCCGCCUGCGCGCCCGGGCUGUCCUGCACCGCGAUUUUCCUUUUUUUCCCUUUUUAAAAAUUUUUAAAACAUUUUCUUAUCCCACUUCUCCCGUGGGACUGGAAGCAGGAUCCGCGUCCCUGAAAUUGCUAUGCCAGCUGAACUCUCCCGGGCCGUGGGAAUGCACGCCAUCUCCGACCUGCACUCCUCCCUCCCCCUGCGGCUCCUCAACAAGGGGCCCGAGUACCUCCGCAGGCAGCUGGAGGCCGGCAAGCCGGGCAGGAAAAGUGCCGUGGAGAGACUGGCCGCCGACAAGGCCAAGUACGUGAAGAGCCAGCAGGUCAUCGGCCGCAGGCAGGACCCCGUCAUCGCGCUCAGCUCAGCCUCGGAGAGCAGCAGCGAGACCUGCUCCGUGGAGAGCAGGGCGGCGAGCCGGGAGCCGGGCAGAGGCGCGGGCGCGAAGCCCCGGGAGCCGGGCACGGCCGGGAGCUCCUGCCGGCCCCCCCUGCAGCACGGCCCCCCCAUCGCCAGGCGCAGCACCAAGAGGCAGAUGCGGCCCGAUUCCCUGGUGAUCUACCGCCAGAAAUGUGAGCUCGGCAGGGGUCAAAGCCAGGACAGCUCACGGGGGAAUUUGGUGAGGAGGAUCUUCAAUGGGUCCAUAAAGGAGAAGCAGUUGGCUUCCCCUGCGUUGCCCAGAGUCAUGGAGGACAUCGCAGCCACCGAGAGCAGCGAGCCUCUCUCUGCAAAAGAUGGUGACCGUGAGCCAAGCGACCAUGGAGCGGUGCAGACUAUCCCUGUUAGCACUGAAGGGGCAGGGGUAUGUACAAAAGAGCAUGAGAGACCCUCACAACUGAGUACACCUCCUGAAGAGAUCAAGGAGGUGAAGAGGAGAGGUCUCCAUCGCUCCCAGUCGGACAUCAGCUCUCGCUACUCCAAGUCCUUCGCUGAGUUUGAAACAUUUUUCAAGUACUGUGGCUUGGAGCAGGAGGUCAUUGAGGAUCUUGGGCGAGAGAACUUCUCUGUGGUGUCUGACAAUGUCUCCUUCAAGGUGCGCAGCAUCAGCGUGGCCACGUCGGAGAGCGACUUCACGCGGCACAGCGGGGACGAGGGGCUGCUGGAGGACGAGCUCACGGAGCAGGUCCCCAGCAGCACCUCCGUGAUUGAGCGCAACGCUCGGAUAAUCAAAUGGCUGUACACGUGUAAGAAAGCCAAGGAGACCAAUAAUGUGAUCCAGGAACUGGCGUGAUGGCUUCAUCCAGCUUGCGUUGGAGCCUGGUGAGCUCAAGAAUUGUUGACUUGGAAGUUGAACAAAACCAGAUGCAGGAAGAAACUGUUCCCUCAUCUGGCUUAUGUGUACUUUGUCCAAGUUUAGUAUUUUGUUGUUGUUUCCUACCUUCACCCCCAUCUCCUGGAAGUCUCACUCUUGUCAAGCCCAAGGAUGUCCAAGGCUGCUAUGAAAAGUGGAGACUGUGAACUGUGCCCCAGCAAGACAGCAGGAGACAAAAUCCCCUGGAAAAUUGAAGUGUGGCAGCAGCUGCCAUCUGCAAUAGUAUUCAACAUCAGCUCACUGCCUCAGGAUGUCAUUCCAGAUGUGACAGAAGGUCUGUUGUGUGCACCCAUCUCUUUCCAGCAAUGAAUUUGUCAACAGGGAUGGGGGGACAAAGUGGGAGUGAAGUGGCAAUGACCUCUGGGUCAGGUGUUCCCUUGCAGACAGACUCCACCUGGAUGUCCAAAGGCUCUGCCUUACCAGAGCUUUUGGUCAGAGCUCAUCCUGACAUCAUUCACCAUCAUUUGCUUGGCUGGUGAGGACUCACUGUGGGGGCCUUGUCUGAGAUACUUGGCAAACUUGUAAGCUAAAUCCCUGCCAAACCUCUCUUCUCUGAGAGCAUGCAAGCCAAAUCGGUGUACCUUGUAUCCAUCUAGUGUGCUCUUGCUAGGUUGUCACACAGCUUGCUCAGCCAUUGGGAAAGAAUAGCACCAAAUACUUCCAGGAAACAGGUAUUGAGGGAGGUUCUGCGUUGUUUCUGCCUUGCAGAACAGUACAGCUCGUUUGCAGUAUGUGCCUGAGCCUGACAUGGCACGCAUGGCAAGGUUUGGCAGUCGUGGUGUAACACCUUUGGGUUUAGGCCAUGAGUGAGCAGGCUGUUACAGCAUGGCACUAGGGAGCUGUGCCAGGCUGUGGUGGGCCACACUUCCCCAGUGUGGGUCUGCACUAGGGCUGUGCAGGGCAGGAGGGCAGGUUAGGGCACAGCCAGGCCAGGGAAUGUCCUGAUGACACCCAGGGUAGACAACACCUCACUCAGUGUCAUCAGUGAAAUGCUUCAUUUGGGCUGCCUGAGCUAAACAUGCUUUAAAAGGUGAUACUUGGAUCAUUAGUGUAGUGAAUGAGGCCUCUGCAGUAGCUCAUGGAAUUUGCUGGCUAUGCCUCAAACACCCCAAUUUGUCAUUGCUUGCUAGAAGAUCAAAGCAUUUCUAGAUGGACAUUGCAAACCACAAAACAAUUAAAAAAAAAAAAAAAAAGCCAAAGCCACUUUCCCUUUCAUUUGCAGUGAUACCCAUCUGUGAAAGCUGCCUGACUGGCACAAUGUUGACUUCAGUUGUUGGUCCUGCAGAGGUUAAAAGCUUUCUUUGUGUUACCAUGGUUGUGGAAGAGUUGUCCUUGAAGAGCUCAUCGACAUCAGCUAAAUAUCAUCUGAGUUGCACUUCCAUGGGUUUUGAGUGUGUUUUUCAGUCCUUGGAUGGUUAGUUCUCAAUUACAGCACCAGUUUGGAAAUGCAAUGUCUUCUGUUUCUAGUGUUAGGUGCUAAGGCCUACAUGUCUGAGGUUCUUAAGAUAACUAGAUAACGAUUCCAGGUAAAAUAAUUGUGGAACCACUUUUCAGCUGGAGAAAACCAAGUAGUUUGUGUGAGCUCCUUCAAACUUAGAGAGAAGGUAGCAUAUGUGGAUAUUUCUUACAUAACGAAAUCUCCGUAUAUAUUUGUUACAUUAUUAUAAAAGGAUGAUUCUCAGAAAACUUCAAGAUGCUGCUAAUAUGAUAAGAUUUAUACACUGAAGAUGCAGGUUUUUAAGGAUCAUAGUCUAGGUUUAUUAGUCAGGAGCAUAAUCUGAUGUAUUUGUUCUGUUCAUGCUCCCAGCAAGAUGCUGUACCACAUAUAUAUUUAUAUAUCAGAGCUAAGGAAUGCUUUUCUUCAAAAACAUGGAUUACAGUACAUAGUUCAGAGUGCAGGAAAAAUCUUUUGAGUUACAAUCCAGUGCCCUGCCACAGGAGAAGAGAAUUAAUUUGUUUUGUUCCCAAGGAAAAUUUUUGUUUCAUUUUCUAACUUCUAUUUGUUGUUCCUCUGUCAGUUAAACAGCUUUCAAAAGUUAAGAUGAAAGAUGUAUUACUCAUGAGUUUUCAAUAUUAGGAAGGAAUAUGUUUAAUUUGCUUGAAAAUACUGAACAUCAGCCUUUCUGAAAAUUGAUGAGGGUUUUAUGGCAGAGGCUAGUGAAAUCAGAACUGGACCCAUUCUGAAUACUUUUUUAAUCCCUCUUUUUGUUUUUGUGGAUAGUUCAAUAGGGUUCAGGUGACUUUCCACACUGAUGUGGCAAAAUUUCUCUGGCUUUGUUCAAACUCUGUGGGAAUCCCAAGCACUCCCAUUUAUUUCAGAGGUGAUGUGGACCUGGAUCUUUUCCUGUUAAGCUGUAGAUUUCCUUUAUUUAAUAAUACCUUCUAGGGAAGCUAAUAAUUUACAUUUCCUAUAUGUCAGAACCAAAAAUAGAUGGCAACCUUCUUUCCUCAUACGUUUGGGAGUGGCUAAGUCAGUGCUUUUUCCAAGUGAUGAGAGCUCUGGUGUUCAUUCCACUGUUACUGUUACGUGUAGAGGGUUCUCCUUCCUUCUGCUGGGUCUUUCAGUCAUACCCUUCAAAACAACAAGAACUUGCUAAUGCUAGCCAAUACCUAUCUUUCUCUCAAAAAGAAAAAAAUUUAUGGCUUUUUUUUUUUUUUACUAUUUGGGAUGGGUGGAAUUUUCCACCUUUGGUGCUAAACUGAGGGAAAGUAGGCUGUUGCAGUUUGAACAGAAGUUUUAGCAGUGGAGCUGGUUUUCCAAUAGUCUAGGGAGCCUAAAAUGGCAGCUGAUGACAAAGGCUAGCCAUAAAUUGAAUUGUUUUGUUUGACUAGAACUAUGUAAACAAAAUAGUCAAAUGGGAUGCAAGUGUACAGAACAAAUUGCUGUUUACACCCAAGUGUUUCAUGGUUCUCCAGUGCUGUGACAAGGGGCAAUGUCUGCAGCUGUGGCAUAACAGGAGAAAGGUACAAAGUCUGGGGUUUAUGGAGAUAAGACUGAAAUCCUUGCAAUAUAUUGUAAAUAUUACUGUACAGAAAUCUAUAAGAAAUACAGAUUUUAUAUAUAUAUAUAUAUAACUUUUCUAAGGAGUAUAAGCGUGCAUGUUUUAUGAAAUUGACCAAGCAUUACAUCGGUGGGGAUUAAGCAGAAACUUUCUUCUAGAGCAGGUUGUCCUGCCAUUGCCUCCUGUGAAGUUUCUUGGAUCUGCUUUUGAAUCCUUUGGAAUAGUGGUUGGAUCUGAUAGGGAUGUUUCACCAUUGUUAUGCUUAUAUUCCUGUGAAAAAAACUAUGUGCUUUUGAAUGCAUACAAAUAAAACUACCACUCUGAGGGGUAA
This is a messenger RNA of Melospiza melodia melodia, 4656 nucleotides long. It is a transcript of the gene FAM110C, whose product is annotated as family with sequence similarity 110 member C. Gene Ontology annotation, cellular component: cell cortex. The coding region runs from base 148 to 1242 and encodes 364 amino acids. Lineage: Eukaryota; Metazoa; Chordata; Aves; Passeriformes; Passerellidae. Gene Ontology annotation, biological process: positive regulation of cell migration; regulation of cell projection assembly. The record is from RefSeq and is a predicted model, not a curated record. Gene Ontology annotation, molecular function: alpha-tubulin binding. The transcript is spliced from 2 exons.